Durusdinium trenchii is the source of this 285-nucleotide messenger RNA. NCBI's taxonomy places the organism in Eukaryota, Dinophyceae, Suessiales, Symbiodiniaceae. The record is from the annotation of a GenBank genome assembly.
AUGAAGAGCACUGCAUCUUCCCGGUCUACUUCGCCUAUUCGUAUCUCUACUUCAACUGGUACCUCUACUCCAAGAUGGGUGUGUGGAUCUAUUUCUUCCUUGACUACAACAGGCCAGCGAUGGCCAGCGAUGGCUAUCAAUUUUUGUGCAACUCCCUCCCACCCACGGACUCCCAGCUGUUGCUCUUGCGAAAGGCAAGGGUCUUCCCAUUCCAAUAUCAUUGACAUAAAUAUGAUUAGAUAUGUAAAUAGAUUAAUAAAGAUCAUAAUAUGUAAAACAUUGUGA